Messenger RNA from Venustampulla echinocandica, 1122 nucleotides. RefSeq lists its product as uncharacterized. Lineage: Eukaryota; Fungi; Ascomycota; Leotiomycetes; Helotiales; Pleuroascaceae. The record is from RefSeq and is a predicted model, not a curated record. The coding region runs from base 1 to 1122 and encodes 373 amino acids. The transcript has a single exon.
AUGGCGAAUUUCCUCAUAAACGCUGCUGGUAUAAUUGCAAGUAUUGCCGUUCCUUUAGCACAAUUGGCAAAGGAGGAACAGGGCGCAACUACUAGCUUUUCAAUCGGCAUUGGCGGCGCAAUCGGAAAUUAUCCAGGUUUCAACGCGGAUGGUAGUGUGCCUCACGUGGCUUUCUGGGAUGUCAAUGGUGGCAGGAUUGGCCAGUACAAGGGCGACGCAAAUGGCCACCUUAACCAGAACUUGGAUUGGUCGCAGUCUAUCAGCAACGAUCAGACAGAGCCCAAAGGGUCCCCCGCUCAGCCAGAGUACAUCAGCGUAGUGGCGGAAGAGUCAGAUGCAGUUUGCAUAUCCUACAUCUAUGCCUCUGGAAACGGGGCUCAGUAUGCCUGGUACGGUGAUAUGGGUUGGACUUGUGGUGCCGAUUGGCAUUACAGCAACUUUACCGUCGGAGACGGCCAUUACCAACCAAAGUGCGUUUGGAUCGAUUCUGACCAUUCCAACGGUCUCCGAUUCCAAGGCCUGAGCCUUCAUUUUCCGGACUUUACAGCCUCCCAAACAGGACAACAGGAUGAAUACAACAACAACUUGGAUACGCUUUGCAAGAGUGAUCCAAGAAUGAAGUUCUGGCCAGGCAUCGUUCCCGACGAUGAGACACCAAUUUUCAGGCCGCCUUUGGUAUACAACCCUGAUGGAUCGGAUGCCAACCCCAGUCUCGUCAUCAACAAAAGCAAGAGGAGUUCUAUUGAGUCUUCUCGUCCAUUCAAGCGAGCUGGUCUACCAGGUCGACACCUUGGUGCCGGUCACUUAAUUGUUAGUCAUUUCGAAAGUCACAGCGCGAAGGACCUUUGUGAGAGUGCAACAUCCAUUGGCGCUGAUUUUGUCUCUAUGAUUGAAGGAAUAUAUUGCGAUAUGGCUGUGAAAGAAUGGUGGUACUUGUGCUCGACUUCGAUGGUAACUGGCUGCUUCGACCUCACCAAAAAGGCAAUGGUGGGAAAUGUGCCAGGGAUUGCGGCGAAUGGAACAGCCACAGCCAUUAACGGGAGAGUCAUACAAAGCAGAGACACUGCAUCAGGAAGACUCAUUCCCGUUAAGUCUUACGACACAUCGGUUACAUGGGGCUAG